Molecule: messenger RNA, 1335 nt
Organism: Setaria italica (foxtail millet)
Lineage: Eukaryota; Viridiplantae; Streptophyta; Magnoliopsida; Poales; Poaceae
Exons: 1
Coding region: 282-962 (226 amino acids)
Cellular component (GO): plasma membrane
Source: RefSeq, a predicted model, not a curated record
GGGAACGAUGCCGCUCUGGCCCAGCGAGACGGCAGCACCCACCGCCCAUCUCGGCCUCUCCUCCCUCGCCAACCAAUCCGACACCAAGCCUCCGCCGGAACAUGAAUCAGUAAUGAAUUCCGGUGAGAGAGAUGAGUCGCCUCCCCAACCUCCCCCCGCCCGUCCUCCUCCUCAUUAACUCCCGCCCCGCCGGACAGCGCCACCUUUUCUUCCCGUAACCACCUCCAUCUGCUUCCUUAUUUCAGUUGCAAUCUCCCGAUUCCCAAAACCCACCACCAACAAUGGCCUCCUCCGCCGCCGGGAACAACGGCCUCCCCACGCACACCGCCCCUUCCGCCCCCGCCUGGCCCUCCUACAAGCCGCCCCCACCCAAGCACAACCCUCGCCGCCGGCGCUGCCUGUGCGCGUGCCUCCUCGUCACCCUCGCCGUCCUCCUCGCUCUCGCCAUCACCCUGCUCGUCCUCUUCCUCACCGUCCUCAAGGUCCGGGACCCCACCACCCGCCUCGUCUCCACGCGCCUGGCGGGGGUCGCCCCGCGCCUCACCUUCCCGGCCAUCUCCCUCCAGCUCAACGUCACGCUGCUGCUCACCGUGGCCGUGCACAACCCGAACCCGGCCUCCUUCGCCUACGACUCCGGGGGCCACACGGACCUGACCUACCGCGGCGCGCACGUCGGGGACGCCGAGAUCGACCCGGGCCGGAUCCCCAGCAAGGGCGACGGGGAGGUGAAGCUGGCGCUCACGGUGCAGGCGGACCGCCUCGCGGAAGACCUGGCGCAGCUGGUGGCGGACGUCGAGAGCGGGUCGGUGGCCAUGGAGGCCAGCACCAGGAUCCCGGGGAGGGUCACGAUCCUGGGGCUCUUCAAGCGGCACGCCGUGGCCUACUCCGACUGCAGCUUCGUCUUCGGCAUCGCGGAGAUGCGGGUGCGGAGCCAGCAGUGCCACGACCGGACAAAGCUAUGAUCGCCCGUGUUGUUCGGUGCGGGGUCACGUCACGUCACGUGGUGCCUGGCAACCGGUCUUUGCUUCCCCGUCACCCCCGUCGCCGUCGGCGUCGGCGUCGGCACCGGCCACGCACCCACAUGCUGUCUCGCUCAUAUGGAGUCGCGUCGGCAUAUUCUUCGUCUCAUCAUACGUUCCAGUAGAGCACGAGAGAGAUAGAUCAUUCUGUAUUUUCUGUUAGAGAGCCACACGCAGAGAUGCCUAGAUAGAUUAGGAACUCUAGUUCCUUGUUACCGGGUGUUAAUAUUGAUGUAUUGUAUGAUGAUGGGCUUGAUCAUUGCUUCUGUACAUAAACAGGUCGCAUUACAUUAUGGUGACACGCUUUUCUUUUUCA